Boleophthalmus pectinirostris (great blue-spotted mudskipper) is the source of this 1122-nucleotide messenger RNA. RefSeq names its product 5-hydroxytryptamine (serotonin) receptor 1D, G protein-coupled (gene htr1d). The transcript has a single exon. Gene Ontology annotation, molecular function: G protein-coupled serotonin receptor activity; neurotransmitter receptor activity. Gene Ontology annotation, cellular component: plasma membrane; dendrite. NCBI's taxonomy places the organism in Eukaryota, Metazoa, Chordata, Actinopteri, Gobiiformes, Gobiidae. The record is from RefSeq and is a predicted model, not a curated record. Bases 1 to 1122 code for a protein of 373 amino acids. Gene Ontology annotation, biological process: smooth muscle contraction; regulation of locomotion; G protein-coupled receptor signaling pathway, coupled to cyclic nucleotide second messenger.
AUGGAGUUGGACAACAGCUCUCUGGACUACUUCCUGCUUAACUCCUCUGAGGUCCCAGGGGCGAGCGCCGUGCAGCCCUGGAGCGAGGCCACUCUGCUGGGCUUUCAGAUCUCGCUGUCUGCCGUGCUCGCGCUCGUCACCCUGGCGACGGUUCUCUCCAAUGCUUUUGUCAUUGCCACUAUUUUCCUGACCAGAAAACUCCACACCCCUGCCAACUUCCUAAUAGGCUCCCUGGCUGUGACAGACUUACUGGUGUCUAUUCUGGUUAUGCCCAUUAGCAUCGUCUACACUGUGAGUAAGACCUGGUCCUUUGGGCAGAUAGUGUGUGACAUCUGGCUGUCAUCUGAUAUCACUUUCUGCACGGCGUCCAUCUUACAUUUGUGUGUGAUCGCCUUGGACCGAUACUGGGCCAUCACAGAUGCUCUGGAGUACUCCAAACGCCGCACCAUGCGCCGAGCUGCCAUCAUGGUCGGGGUGGUGUGGGUUAUCUCCAUCUCCAUUUCAAUGCCUCCUCUUUUCUGGAGACAGGCCAAGGCUCACGAGGAGCUGACAGAGUGCGUGGUUAACACGGAUCAGAUCUCUUACACGCUAUACUCAACCUUUGGGGCCUUCUAUGUGCCCACAGUGCUCCUUAUUAUCCUGUAUGGUAGGAUCUACGUGGCUGCACGCUCACGGAUCUUUAAGACGCCUACGGCAAGUGGAAAGCGCUUCACCACAGCCCAGCUGAUCGAGACCUCUGCAGGCUCAUCUCUGUGCUCGCUCAACUCCGAGGCCCAGCUCCACAGCACCGGAGGAGGCAGCUCUCCGCUCUUCGUCAACAGUGUCAAAGUGAAACUGGCCGACAGUGUGGUGGAGAGGAAGCGUCUGUGUGCUGCGCGAGAGAGGAAAGCCACCAAGACCCUAGGCAUCAUCCUGGGAGCCUUCAUUGUGUGCUGGCUGCCCUUCUUCGUGGGCACGCUGGUAAUGGCCAUCUGUAAGGACUGCUGGUUUGACAACGUGCUGUUUGAUGUCUUCACUUGGCUGGGCUACCUCAACUCUCUCAUUAACCCUGUAAUUUACACGGUCUUCAACGAUGAAUUCAAGCAGGCUUUCCAAAAACUUGUCAAACUCAGAAGAUUCUGA